ACCGAAUCAAACCGCCAUUAUAGUAAGUUACGUAUACUAUGAUGAUUUGCAUACUGUGGAACGAAAGUAUAGCUAAAGCGAUGAAUAAUAUAAUAUUUCCUCAAUGAGAAAAAACUAUUUAAGACCUAAUUGGCGGCAGACGAGAAGUAUACAUAAAUUGCUGACUGUUUCUGCUUGUUUUUAUACUGUAAUUAGCAAGCAAAGCGUCUGAGACGAAAAGAUCGUAGUGGAGAACAUCGAUCGAACGCGAUCAUUGAAUUCCGCAGAUACUUAUGUCAGCGUUGCAGUAGUUCUUGAUGUGUAAACAAUUACAGCUGUGAGUGUCAUUCGACAAUUCCUGAUUAUAUAAGUCGCAUAUGAAAAAAUGCUAUGGUGGAGAAAAAGUGUAUGAAAUUCUUUCGAUUUCUUGCAACGGAUGGUGGCUCUUAAAAAUGACUGACUCCACUUCUGCCGCUUCUACUUUUGUCAGGAUAAUCAGCAAUACAGUGACUUUAUUGAAAUGUGUCAUUCGGACAGUAUUUGUGAUAUUAAACAAUGUCUAUUGCAUACCUACAUAUGUGGUAUGGAUGAUGUUAUUGUUUCCUGUAAAAGUAUAUCAACCCCAAGUGUACUGGCGAAUCGAAGGUCUAUUUUUUCAUUGGUUGUUGGCAAUGGUGUCUAUGUGGACUUGGUCUGCAGGUUACGACAUAAUAGAACAAGGUGAUGACAUACAGGAGAUCAUAAGUGAAAAAACAUUAGUUAUAGCGAAUCAUCAGAGCACUGGUGAUGUUCCUAUAUUAAUGACAACGUUUAACGCUAAGGCAAAUGUUUUGCCCAAUUUAAUGUGGAUAAUGGACAGAAUAUUCAAAUUUACCAAUUUUGGAAUAGUUUCUAUAUUACAUCAAGAUUUUUUCAUCGUAUCGGGUCGUAAACGAAGGGAAGAAAGUUUAAAACAAUUAGAAAAACAUCUUAAAGAAUCUUACAUACCACGAGAUAGAAAGUGGAUGGUACUCUUCCCAGAAGGAGGCUUUCUAUGCAAAAGACGGGAGACCUCGCAAAAAUACGCCAAGAAAAAUAAUUUGCCUAUUCUUGAGAAUGUGACUCUGCCGAGAGUAGGUGCCAUGCAAACGAUAUUUGACACUCUUGGACCGGUACCGAGAAGAGAUAUCACGCAGGAUCAACAAUUAAAUAGUCGACCAAAUAUGACAGUAGCUAAACCAGAAAUUAGUUGGGUUCUUGAUAUAACGAUAGCGUAUCCUCAAGGUAAGCCGCUUGACUUACCUACUAUUGUAACUGGUUCGAGACCUCCGUGCGAGACUGUGUUAUUCUAUCGACUUUUCCCUAGUUCAGUGGUUCCUCGCGAGCCAGAACAAUUAUCCAAAUGGUUAUACGACAGAUGGGUAGAAAAAGAAACACUCUUGGAACAUUUUUAUAAACAUGGAACAUUUCUCGGGCCAAAUGGUUCGACUAGAGGAAGUUCCAAAGUACAUCAGGAUCCACUGAGAUUCCUAGUCCUUCAUUUAUUUUUCAUAACUUCUAGUUAUAUACAUUAUAGCAUGCUUGCGUACGUGCUAUCUUGCUUUUGGUGAGAUAUUUUAUACGACGCACGACGAUUCGGUUAUAGAAGGAAAUUGCAGAGUAACGAAAUAAGAUAUUCUUGCCUUAAACAAUCAUUUUGAUGUCUGUACGAGCAACUUUAACGAAUGUGCGAAUCACCAAACUCAACUAAUUAUAAAAAUAUCAUCUAUGACAUAUAUUUUUAUUUAAUGCAACAGAGUUGGAAGCACGGGUGUAUUUACGGCUUGUGUUAUUCUAUAUAUAAAACGUAUAAUGUUAUCUUAAACUUGGUCUCGAAAUAUCAAACACAUUUUAUAUUUAGUAGUAAAAUAUAUUAAAUAUCAUUAAAAAUAACCCACUUUUGUGAUUUUAAUA
This is a messenger RNA of Linepithema humile (Argentine ant), 1911 nucleotides long. RefSeq names its product acyl-CoA:lysophosphatidylglycerol acyltransferase 1-like. Gene Ontology annotation, biological process: phosphatidylinositol acyl-chain remodeling. Gene Ontology annotation, cellular component: endoplasmic reticulum; endomembrane system. NCBI's taxonomy places the organism in Eukaryota, Metazoa, Arthropoda, Insecta, Hymenoptera, Formicidae. Gene Ontology annotation, molecular function: acyltransferase activity. The record is from RefSeq and is a predicted model, not a curated record.